Molecule: messenger RNA, 2813 nt
Organism: Zea mays
Lineage: Eukaryota; Viridiplantae; Streptophyta; Magnoliopsida; Poales; Poaceae
Product: zealexin A1 synthase
Exons: 4
Coding region: 1-2424 (807 amino acids)
Molecular function (GO): oxidoreductase activity, acting on paired donors, with incorporation or reduction of molecular oxygen; monooxygenase activity; heme binding
Source: RefSeq, a predicted model, not a curated record
AUGGCCGAAGGCAAAGGAGGCAAGGGGAAGUGUCACUCGUCGGAGGGGAAACAUAAGCUCCUUCCGAGUCCCCCAUCUGAGGAUUUUGGGGACUCAGAGUUCUCUGAGGAGGAAUUCUCCUCGGGGGACUACGGCUCGCCGACCCCGACAUACCCUGCGACGUCGUCUGAUGACUCGGACGAUUCUAAGGGGUUAUCGAUGGCGGAGCGGGCCUACAUCUGGUCCGUCGAGCGCGUGGGGCUCGGGGGAUCAGAUGACUUGGGGGAGGACUCCUUGGAGAACUCCUCGAAGCAAGAGGAGGACUCCGAGGAGGGCGGCGACAGCGGCAGUGAGGGUGACGAUGACGGCGAGGGCGAAGGCGACAACGAUGGAGGCGAUGGCGAUGACGGUGAGGGCGACAACACCGAUGUUCUGAAUGUACUAGUUGGAGAGUCAUCUAGGUCUGCUCGAGUUGAGUCUGCGGAUGCUGUUAUCGGGCGUGUGUGCGAUGGACAGAAAAGAAUUUGCAGCCCUGGUAGCGCUCGUCGCAAGCGGACACGCUGGGUAGGCUCCUUGGCCAUGUCCACCGAGACGAAGAGGAGAAAAGGAAAGCUUUGGCGCUCAUCCGGCUUAGAACUGGAGGCUGACUCCACUUCUCCAGACCUUGGUAAUGACGUGGCGAAUGUCGAUCUUGAAGAUGACGUUGAGAGUUGCGGUGGCACUAGAGUUAGUAGGUAUGUUUUGGAGGAAGAGGAGGAUGAAGAGGAUGUGCCCUCCUUGGUUCACAGGAAUCGUCGCAGCAAGGCCAGCAACGAUGUCCCAGACCAAGCCGUCUUAGGCCUGGGUGGGCACGCCGUGUGUGCGGGGGCGGUCCAGACGGACACGUCGUGUGUCGGCGGUCCAGUUCCAACACAAGCGUCCCACUAUCUGUGCCUCUUCCUGGCUCUGAUCCUACCGCUCCUGCUCCUCAGGCUACUCAGGGGGCGCCGCAGCGACAGCGGCGUCCGGCUGCCGCCCGGCCCAUGGCGGCUGCCGGUGAUCGGCAGCCUACACCACCUCGUGGGCAAGCCGCUGGUGCACCGCGCGUUCGCCGACCUCGCGCGCCGUCUGGACGCGCCGCUCAUGUACCUCAGGCUCGGCGAGGUCCCCGUCGUGGUGGCCACGUCCCGGGACGCCGCGCGCGAGGUCCUGCGGACGAACGACGUCACGUUCGCCACGCGGCCGUGGAGCCCCACGAUGAAGAUCAUGAUGCAGGACGGGCUGGGCAUGGUGUUCGCGCCCUACGGCGACCACUGGCGCCAGCUCCGGAAGAUCAGCAUCCUGGAGCUGCUCAGCGCCCGCCGCGUCCAGUCGUUUCGCCACGUCCGGGAGGACGAGGUGGCGCGCCUCGUCGCCGCAGUCGCCGCCACCGCACCAGGCCAGCCCGUCAACGUCAGCCACCGGAUCGCCGUGCUCGUCGCCGAUUCGGCGGUGCGCGCCAUGAUCGGGGACAGGUUCAGCAGGCGGGACGAGUUCUUGGUGUCGCUCGAGGAGGGGCUCAAGCUCGUCUCCGGGUUCAGCCUAGGCGACCUAUUCCCGUCAUCGCCGUUUAUGAACUUCCUCAGCGGGACGGCACGGCGAGCGCAUGCGAACCAUAGGAAGAACUUUGAGCUCAUGGAAUGCGCCAUCAAGCAGCACGAGGAAAGGAGAGCCCAAGCGGCGGUGAACGGCGCUGCUGUCCAGGAGGAGGAAGCAGAGGACCUAGUGGACGUGCUCUUGAGGAUACAAAAGGAUGGCGGCCUCGACAUGCCUCUCACAAUGGGAAUAAUCAAAGCCGUUAUACUUGACUUGUUCAGCGCUGGAAGUGAGACAUCAGCAACUACACUGAACUGGGCAAUGGCGGAGCUUAUGAGGUGCCCGGAUGUGAUGAAGAAAGCACAAGCCGAGCUACGCGACAGCCUCAAUGGUAAGCCGAAAGUGACCGAAGAUGACUUGGUAGAGAUGAAAUACUUGAAGCUCAUCAUCAAGGAAACGUUGAGGCUGCAUCCAGCGGCGCCAUUGCUUGUGCCAAGGGAAGCAAGGGACUCAUGCAAGAUCCUUGGGUACGACGUGCCAAAGGGCACCACGGUGUUCGUGAACGCGUGGGCCAUUGGCAGGGAUCCUGAGUAUUGGGAUGAUGCUGAAGAGUUUAAGCCUGAGCGAUUUGAGUGUGGCACGGUCGACUUCAAGGGCAUGGACUUUGAGUACAUACCGUUUGGUGCCGGUAGAAGGAUAUGCCCUGGGAUGGUGUUUGCACAGGCCAAUAUAGAGCUCGCGCUGGCUGCGCUGCUCUACCACUUCGACUGGAAGCUCGAAGAGGGGCUGGAGCCAAGUGAGCUGGACAUGACUGAGGACAUAGGCCUCACUGUUCGAAAGAAGAACGACAUGCUUUUGCAUCCCAGCGUUAGAGUGCCCCAUAAAUAUUGAUGACUAAAUGGACCAGCACUAAGCAUGACAAAUCUAGCAUGGCCAAGCACCGCAUUAUGUUAACUAAUAGUUUCUGUGUCGGCAUGGACCAGUGCAUAGCGUCGUGUUUAGGUUACUACCUAAAUCUCUAGUGUCGGUUGAAACACGACACGAUUAAGAAGCAGGCACUAUUGAGUCGGAUUAUAUGAUAAAGUUGUAAUAAUUUUUAGACUUGAAUAAUAGAUUUGUAACUUAAAUAAACUCAGAAGGACUCUUUUUUUCUAUCUAUCUAGAGUUUUCUAAUGAGGUGUGAGUGUUUUGAUAGGUUUUAAAUGAGGUUGUCAUUGCAAUUAAUAGCUUAGUUAAUGUAUAUUUGAUGCCUAUCUGUAUCAGAAUAAUUUUUAUUCGUU